UCCGAUAAGUCAAGCUGAAGCAUGUGCAAGGUUAUCAACACGGUCCAGUCGCUCGCCUGGCUGCGCCGUGCCGUGCGACGGUGGUGCUCCCGCGCGUCGGCCUCAGUGCGGCCCAACAAGAACAUGCUGGAAGCCGCGGUGCCGGCGGGGCACGUGGCGGUGCGCGUGGAGGGCCGCGGCGACGGGGAGUCGUCGUCGAGGCGGUUCGUUGUGCCGGUGGCGCAGCUCAGCCACCCGGCGUUCCGGGAGCUCCUCCAGCAGGCGGAGGAGGAGUACGGUUUCCCGUCGGCCUCCGGCCCCCUAGCGCUCCCCUGCGACGAGGACCACCUCCGCGACGUCCUCCGCCGCGUCUCGUCCUCCGACUCCGAGGAGCGUGGCUGCUUCCGCCGCCGCGGUGCCAUGGCCGCGCCGCACGAUGACUCGCGGCCGCUGCUGCAGGGGGUGGCCGCGGAGAAGCUCGUCUCGUGA
Molecule: messenger RNA, 468 nt
Organism: Triticum aestivum (bread wheat)
Lineage: Eukaryota; Viridiplantae; Streptophyta; Magnoliopsida; Poales; Poaceae
Product: auxin-responsive protein SAUR23-like
Exons: 1
Coding region: 22-468 (148 amino acids)
Biological process (GO): response to auxin
Source: RefSeq, a predicted model, not a curated record